Ixodes scapularis (black-legged tick) is the source of this 2130-nucleotide messenger RNA. RefSeq names its product rRNA methyltransferase 2, mitochondrial (gene Mrm2). Gene Ontology annotation, cellular component: mitochondrion. The record is from RefSeq and is a predicted model, not a curated record. Lineage: Eukaryota; Metazoa; Arthropoda; Arachnida; Ixodida; Ixodidae. The coding region runs from base 147 to 917 and encodes 256 amino acids. Gene Ontology annotation, molecular function: rRNA (uridine-2'-O-ribose)-methyltransferase activity. Gene Ontology annotation, biological process: RNA methylation. The transcript has 2 exons.
GGUUUGAAUCAGGGCCCGGUCCAUUAUUUUUAAAACUAUCGCGCAUCGAAAAAAACAACAACAACAACAAAUUAAAUAAGAAACAAAGAUACGUGACAAGAUUUAUAAGAUAUAGCCACUUCUACAUCCAAACCGAGCCAGAUCCAAUGGCAGCCGCCUUGUGUACGAGUGGAAUCGGCGGCGUCGUGUUUCGGCCACACUUUCGUCGUUUUUCUGUGUCCAGCGUACGGUUCAAGGUGCAGCCAAAGAAUGUGAAGGGCAAGAGCAAGUGCGCCCAAGACUGGUUGACGCGGCAGCUGAACGACCCGUACGUGAAGCAGUCCCGCUACGACCACUACCGCGCCCGCAGCGCUUACAAGUUGCUCGAGAUCGACGAGCGCUACGGGAUACUGAAGCCCGGCUACACAGUGGUCGAGUGCGGCGCAGCGCCGGGCUCUUGGACGCAGGUCGUCGUAAGGAAGACCAACUCGGACGGCAAAGACUACAACCAGCCCAAGGGAGCCGUGGUUGCGGUGGACCUGAUUCCGCUCGACCCCAUCCCCGGAGCGACCCUCCUCCCCGAGGCGGACAUACAACGCCCCGAAACUCUCGCCAGGAUAUUGGAGUGCCUCCAUGGCCGGCACGCCGACAGCGUGCUCAGCGACAUGGCACCCAGCGCCAGCGGGGUCAAGCAUCUUGAUCACGACAACAUCGUUGCGCUUGCCUACGCGUCACUGAUAGUGGCAUUGCAGACGCUGUCCGUCGGCGGGAGCUUCCUGUGCAAGAUCUGGGACGGCAGCCGAGGCCCCCAGCUCGCGCGAGACAUUGAGAAGUUCUUCCACUACGUCCACUACGUGAAGCCCAAGGCCAGCCGCGGCGAUUCGGCCGAGAUGUACCUGCUCGGGCGACAGUUUAAGGGCGCUGAGAAAGACCAGUGACUUGGCCUUGACACUCAAUCGUCGGUGGAAAAAAAACAGUCUCGGCAGUGUGGACUAGAAUAGUGCCUUGUGGAAGCUACCCACUUGUCGGCGGGCAACCAUGGAAAAUCCGGAGAGCAGACAGUGCAAGUUCUGCGAGUUGCCGUCUGCUAAGUACACGUGUCCGCGCUGCGGCUUCGCGUACUGCAGCAGCGCUUGCUACAAGGAUGCGCGCCACCACAAUUGCAGUGAAGACUUCUACAAGGACUGGGUGCACACGUACCUGAGGACGGAGCAGGCGGAUCCCGAGGCUCGCCGCAAUAUGAUGGACGUCCUCGCGUCUGCACACCGGGAGGAAGAGGGCGAGCAAGGCGAGCAGGAAGAGCUCGUCGAGCGACUGGCGGAAGUCGACCUCGACGAUGCUGAGUCCGCUUGGAGCUGUCUCACCGAGGAAGAGAAGGCAGAGUUUGAAGAGCUCGUCGCGUCUGGUUCGGCGGGCAAGCUCGUGCCUGUCUGGCAACCCUGGUGGGAGCGAGCGCCCCUCAUCGCGGAGGUCGCCCCUACGGAUGCAAUCUCCGACGUCCCGCCGCUGAGUCGCCUGACAUCGCAACCGCCGGCGCCUUGCGUCGUCAACAGCGCGCUCAACGUCUUGUGCGGUUAUGUUUACGUGGCCAGGCUCUACAACGGGGACCUGCUCCCCGAGAGUGCCCUGGAGCUGCUGUCCGUCAGUGCGAUCUUAUCCGAGGACGCGGUGUUUGCGAGCGCGUCCGAAGCCGUACAGAGUUCGCUGCAGAGGACGCUGACGCUCCGAGAGCAGACGACGGCCCAAGAGUUCCCGGCUGUGCUCGCGAGCUUCCGGAAGCUCCUGGAAGGUGCCGGGCUCGGCGACAACGUCAUGAGAGCACUAGAAGAGGUCAGGGCCUUGCUCCAGGGGGCGGCAGAGAGCGGCCAUUUGGAGAGAGAGGUCAGACGCAAACUCAGGCACGCUGUCAAGAAGGCCGAGUAUCUCGUGGCAUGGGCCCGCGAGCACGGUCGCGAGCUACUCUCCUGCCUCCCGGACGUGGAUGCGGAAGCGCUGGCCGUGGCCGAAAACGUGGCCUUAUUUAAACGGGCCGCGGAGACCGUGGUGCGUAAGGCUCCGGCCAGUGACGUAGGGUCGAGACCUCUCAUUGAAGAACUGAACUAGAUAGCAGCGCAGGCCCACUUGGCAUUCAAUAAAGAACAAACGACCCGA